GCCAUCGCCAUCGCCACCAUCCUUCAACCGCGCAACAAAGCGCAUCUCAACGGCGACGACAACAGCAACGUCAGCAACGCCAACGCCAACGCCAUCGACGAGCUCACGCUGGCCCGACACCGUUUUCCGAAACUCAAAAGAGAGACGCUGCUACCAGAAUUAAUUGGGACACAGAGGGUGGAAGAAAACGGACGCCAUGUCGAACAGUUUCGAUCGCCAGCAGGCGUCGUUCCUGAGCAGCAUGUCGGCAGCCGCCAGCAAGCUCGGCUCCGGCGCAGGCACCAAGCGCUCGCUGGCCCCGCCGUCGCCGUCGCCGUCGGUCGGCUCGACAACGUCGGCGCCGGCGCCGGGCAGCCUCACGCCGCGGCGGGAGCGCGAGGCGCCCGGCAACGUGGUGUACUCGCAGCCGGCGCUGACGGGCACGGGCGACAGCAUCAUCUCGCAGAUGGCCUACGCGGUCUCGUGGCUGCGGACCAAGGACGAGCCGCAGACGUGCGCCGACGUGCUCGGCUACCUGUCGGCGACGAGCCGGCCGGAGAAGGAGCAGGAGUUCUUUGUCGAGCAGAUGCGGCGCCACCCGCAGAUCCAGUGGAUCCCGGAUCCGUCGCUGAGCGAGCAGACGUGGCGGUCGGGCACCUACGUACACCGCCCGAUUAUCCCGAACGUCAAGAGCAAGACGCAGCUGCUGGCCUACCUGCAGAAGAAGACGGACGCGAGCGGGGUGUCGGUCAAGGACCUCAAGGACGGCUGGCCCGACUGCGAGGCGGCCAUCAACGAGCUCGAGGCCGAGCACAAGCUGCUGGUCGUCCGGGCCAAGAAGGACGGCGCCGCCCGCAUGGUCUGGCUCGACGACCCGAGCCUCUUCCACGAGGUCGACCCCCAGCUCAAGCUGCUGUGGUCCCGCGUCGAGCUGCCCAGCGUCGAGAACAUCGUCCAGAAGCUGCUGGCCGCCCAGCAGAAGCCCGCCUCCGAGGAUCCCCGCCUCAAGGCCGCCCAGGCGCCCAAGGCGGAGAAGAAGAAGAAGAAGACCCAGCGACGCACCGGCAAGUCGACCAACGUGCACAUGGAGCACUUGUUGAAGGAUUACAGUCACAUGAAACGUUGAGAAACAAGGAAGAGUCAGGGUUGGUUGAUGUUUUUUUUGUUGCCCCCUUCUGCCGUUUUUUUUUUUUCGGCUCUCUUCUUUUUUUUAAAAAAAAAAUUUCCUCCACCACCUAUUAUUGCAUUGGGAUGGCGUUUAGGCGGGUAAGGCAGGGUAACGACACUUUACAUCAAUGGGCUACUGGGCUGAGCAACAAUCGUGGGGCUUGUUGUGCUAUUAUUAUAAAAACUGGCUAGAGUGGCUGGCUUCAUUCGUCUGGACGGAAAAAAAAAAAGAAAGAAAGAAAACAAAAACAUACUCAAGGCAACGGUGCUUCCCGGUGGGUAGGCAACGGCAAUCUUUGCUAUUCAAGAGAAUAUCAAGGGGGUUCUACUUUUGCCGUAACACCUGGUAGAUGUCUCGUGGGUUUUGGCCCUCUGAUGACUGGUUGGGAAGAAAAAAGAGAGGUGUGCUUGGUAACAAUUGUUCAUGGCGUUUCCAACACCCAAAUGACAGAAUAAUCAUCAGACUCAAAAGAGUGGUCCUUUC
This is a messenger RNA of Thermothelomyces thermophilus ATCC 42464, 1630 nucleotides long. RefSeq lists its product as uncharacterized. Gene Ontology annotation, cellular component: transcription factor TFIIE complex. Bases 197 to 1105 code for a protein of 302 amino acids. Gene Ontology annotation, biological process: transcription initiation at RNA polymerase II promoter. The transcript has a single exon. Lineage: Eukaryota; Fungi; Ascomycota; Sordariomycetes; Sordariales; Chaetomiaceae. The record is from RefSeq and is a predicted model, not a curated record.